AUUAUGUAUUGUUAUCAUUCUUACAUUUGUAGAUUUACUAGUUUGUUUUUCAUUUAUAUGUUUAGUAUUCACACCCUAGAAAGGAGUAGUUGUUAAACUGUGUGAAAGACAAAACUUGCUUUUUCCCUAGACCUUGAAGCUGCAGCUGCUCUCUAAUCUAGGGAUACUCCUUAAAGGGCCGGUGUGUUAGUUCCUGUAUUAUCUUUCUCUAUCUUCUUUGAGUUAUUACCUUCACAUUCCAUUCCUGCUCUGUUCUGUAAUAAAAAGAAUUGUUCUGAUGCAGAGAGUCAGAACGCAUGGUGAACACCUUGGAGAAGUGGUUUGCUAUGUUUUCUCCUUCUGCAGAAGCUUGGUUGAAAACUCAUAAACGUUGUCUGUGGUUCUCUUUUUAUGUAGGUUUAGAAAAUACCUAUCAUCUUGGUGCCGUGACCCGGAUCUCAACAUACCCGUUUGCUGACAGACGAAGAACGACACGCUGAAAACCGUGCACGGCCAGAGUCAACAGGACUUGGAAACAAAGUCCCGGGAAGUAACUUCUUCGCUGGGCCAGCGCCUAGGUCCGACUUUGUCUGUCAACGGCGGAUUGAAGAGAUCCAACCGGACAAGACGAACCGACAGAAACGAAACCCCUCCCAUCAAGCCAGGAGACUGGGUGUAUAUCAAAGUCAUAAAAAGAAAGAGCUGGGCCAGUCCAUGGUGGGAGGGACCAUUCCAAGUGCUGAUCACCACACCAACUACUGUAAAGAUUGCUGAAAGUCUCAGAUGGAUACAUCUCAGUCACUGUAAGGUACAGAGAGUGUUAGACUUCUAGAAUUGAGUGAGAGGAAGCCGGACUACAAAGGGAAUUUACAAAUUUAGAGGUAAAUUGUCUCAAAGUCCGUGAAGCAAUCAACAGAUUCUCACUCUUUUAGCCUAGAAGUUUUGACAUCUCUGUAUUCUGAGCAGCAAUGGGGUCUCCACAUGCCAGGUGGAUCCUCUACUGUGUUGUGACUGCAGCAUGUCUACUGUUUUGCAGAGGGAGUGGUCUCACUCUCAACAGGAUAAGGAGAGAAGCAGACACAUCCUCCCUCUAGACUCAUCCACAUGACUACAGCACCAACUUGUGAUGGCAACUGAUGAACAGGACUGCAUAUGAGAGAAAUGAGACCAACUGGUAUGUGUGUGCACAGCUACCCUACUCCACUCACAACUUUGGUCUGAGACCUGGAAACAUAACCAAACAACAACAACUUUGUUUGUGACACCAUGCCCCUGCUACAGACGAACCUCCGACUACCAGAAGUAAUCACUUUGGUUAGUUUUAAGCCUGGAGCCCUUGGUGUCUGUGUGUAUAACAUGUGUAACAAAAUCUAUACCUUCUGUGACAAGAAGGCAGACUUUUCCAACUGUGACGCCUUCCACGCGACAAACCACGCCAGCACUGGCUGUUCCAAAAGAUGGAAGUCUGACCACAGUUAUACCAGAGUUAACUUUCUCAAGGUGAGGAAAUUCGAUAUCGACAGCAAGACCAGAGGACGUCAAAACUUCACUUUCUGCAGUACCAUCGUUCCAGGGAACAGAGGAUCCAGGACAAUGGCAGACUGGUACUUUCUGCAUACUUAUGCUUCUCUUACCAGGAAGAGAUAGGACUCCCAGGGGAGAACUGUGCGCCUUGGUUCCUCUCUCCAACCCAGUGACUUUCCUGAAAAGGCUCAGGACGUUCACAGCCAUGGACACCACCGCACUAGAAGAGACGUCAUGCCGAAAGUCCAAAGAUGGGGAGGCCUUACUACGAACUCUGGAGUUCCUUGGAAAUUCAAGAUCUAGGGCGCGGAGAGAAGCUCAUGCAGAGCCUAUUCCCAUGGGUGGGAGUAGGUGAAGUCCGAGACCAUGUUGAAAUCAACAGGUACGCUCUACUACGCCUCAUCAACAACACAUACCAGCUAGCUAACAGCACUACAAAAGAGCUGACCACGUUGAGAAACAUGGUUCUACGAAACUAUGUUAUGUUAGACUUUCUCACAGCCUCUCAAGGAGGUGUCUGCAAGAUCAUAGGAUCAGCAUGCUGCACAUUCAUCCCUGAUGAAACAGGAACUGGAGGAACUAUUCAUGAUGCCCUGCAUGAAUUGGAAGAGCUUAAGGACUAUGUGAACAGUGCAACUCAGGGGUCACGACCCUUUGACUUUGUUUCUUGGUUCACCUCUGGACCAUGGUGGCAGCUUUUGUUAAAGAUUGGAACACCCAUCUUGACUGUACUGAUCCUAUUCUUUCUUUUUACAACCUGCAUCCUUCCAUGCCUUCGUAGCAUGAUGCUGAAGACAUUCAACACUGCUCUGAUCAGCUAUCAGAUGGUCAGGGUAACCUCUAACACAGAUGAAGACUACAUUUUGCUCCAGAAGAAUGAAGAUGAAAUGAAAACAACAACAUGUGACAAUGUCCUGUAAUAAAUAAACAGAUUAAAUCAUUUGCUUAAUGACUCCUACACUGAAAAUGUGAAAACAAGUGGUGUUAGUGACGAAAAUAUGCAUUUGGUUUUUGGUUUUCUUUGUUUUCUUUACUGUUUUUCUUAUACAUUAUAUUCCUUUAUAUAUUAAUGUAGUAUGUAUCUGUAUUCUAAAAAAAAGGUGUAAUCGAUUUUCUUUACCUUUUUUUUCCUUUUCUUUUCUUAUGUUUUGCAUAAUCUUUAUGUAACAAUGAUAAAAAGGAGGGAAAUGUUGGGAUAAUUAUGUAUUGUUAUCAUUCUUACAUUUGUAGAUUUACUAGUUUGUUUUUCAUUUAUAUGUUUAGUAUUCACACCCUAGAAAGGAGUAGUUGUUAAACUGUGUGAAAGACAAAACUUGCUUUUUCCCUAGACCUUGAAGCUGCAGCUGCUCUCUAAUCUAGGGAUACUCCUUAAAGGGCCGGUGUGUUAGUUCCUGUAUUAUCUUUCUCUAUCUUCUUUGAGUUAUUACCUUCACAUUCCAUUCCUGCUCUGUUCUGUAAUAAAAAGAAUUGUUCUGAUGCAGAGAGUCAGAACGCAUGGUGAACACCUUGGAGAAGUGGUUUGCUAUGUUUUCUCCUUCUGCAGAAGCUUGGUUGAAAACUCAUAAA
Messenger RNA from Gambusia affinis (western mosquitofish), 3069 nucleotides. RefSeq names its product endogenous retrovirus group PABLB member 1 Env polyprotein-like. The record is from RefSeq and is a predicted model, not a curated record. The transcript is spliced from 2 exons. NCBI's taxonomy places the organism in Eukaryota, Metazoa, Chordata, Actinopteri, Cyprinodontiformes, Poeciliidae. The coding region runs from base 1755 to 2423 and encodes 222 amino acids.